AUGAACGGCUCCAUUCCAGAAAGUUUGGGAAAACUCUCCGAACUUGUUGAACUAUAUCUUUAUUCGAAUUCAUGGGAAGGCAUUCUAAAGGAAGCCCAUUUUAUAAAUCUCACCAGAUUAAAAGCUCUUUCAAUAUCCACGGAUCCAAUAGAGAAGCCCAUGUCCCUCAACGUGGCUUAUGAUUGGGUUGCCCCUUUCAAGCUCCAUAGACUUCUCAUUAGAUACUGCAGAGUGGGUCCUGGUUUUUGGAAAUUGAUUCAAUCUCAGACUGAACUAUUAGAUGUCACCCUUCAGAAUACUUCCAUCUCGGAUUCCAUGCCAAAGGAAUGGUUGUCGAAGAUAUCUUCUCAAGUCCAAAAUUUGGAUUUAUCUUACAACAACUUCAGUGGAAGGCUUCCAUUACAAUUGAAGUUUCCAAAGCUACAGUCUUUCGAUUUGGGUCAUAAUCAAUUGGAAGGCCCACUUCCACUUUGGCUCACUAAUGUCUACUACCUUGAUUUUCAAAGCAAUUUAUUUUCCGGGCCAAUUCCCUCCAAUUUAGGCCAAUUGAUGCCCAAAUUGAGAUAUCUGGAUGUUUCUGAGAAUCGUUUGAAUGGUACUAUUCCACUCUCUAUUUGCAACACGAAGGAUAUGGAAGUAAUUUCGCUAAGAAACAAUCAACUAUUUGGAGAGUUCCCUCAACGGUGGAGUUGGUGGAGUAAAAUAAGAAUUAUUGAUGUCUCACACAACAAUCUUUCUGGUAAUAUUCCGAGUUCAAUGGGUUUCCCAAGUUCUCUUAAAAAAUUUAAGUAUGCGGGAUAUCUUGGAAAAAGUGCAAUAACGUUAAAAGGGAAAGAGCUCGAAUAUGAUGAUGGAAACUUAGCCUUGUGGGGAAAUUUGAUUGAUCUUUCGUCAAACAAUUUUGAAGGUGAAAUCCCUGAACAAGUAGGCAGUCUGGUUGAAUUGAGUACGUUGAACUUGUCGAUGAAUCAAUUAACUGGAGAGAUUCCUUCAAGCAUUGGAAAAUUACGUUGGCUUGAAACUCUUGAACUCUCACACAACCAGCUUUCAGGACAUAUCCCUCAAAACUUUUCUUCUUUAACCUCCCUAUCUCACUUGAACUUAUCUUACAACAACUUGAUUGGAAAUAUACCUUCGGGAUACCAACUCCAAACCCUCAAUGAUCCAUCUAUUUAUGAACACAAUCCGUCACUGUGUGGGGCUCCUCUUUCAACUGUAUGCCCUACAGAUGACACAAAACCAGGACAUACUUUUCAUGGAGAAGAUCAUAGUAAAGAUGAUAAGGAAGGGUUUUGGUUUUACGUCAGCAUGGCACUUGGUUUCAUCAUAGGCUUUUGGGCUAUUUGUGGAACGUUGGUCCUAAAAAAGUCAUGGAGGUAUGCCUAUUUUAAAUUCUUUGACAACGUCAAAGAGAAGGUAGCAUUAACAAUUGCAUUGAAAGUAGCUCGUUGGCAAGAGAGAUUGUGA
Prunus dulcis (almond) is the source of this 1467-nucleotide messenger RNA. Its product is annotated as receptor-like protein EIX2. The transcript is spliced from 2 exons. Bases 1 to 1467 code for a protein of 488 amino acids. NCBI's taxonomy places the organism in Eukaryota, Viridiplantae, Streptophyta, Magnoliopsida, Rosales, Rosaceae. Gene Ontology annotation, molecular function: protein binding. The record is from RefSeq and is a predicted model, not a curated record.